This is a messenger RNA of Liolophura sinensis, 3174 nucleotides long. RefSeq lists its product as uncharacterized. Gene Ontology annotation, biological process: cell-cell signaling. NCBI's taxonomy places the organism in Eukaryota, Metazoa, Mollusca, Polyplacophora, Chitonida, Chitonidae. The record is from RefSeq and is a predicted model, not a curated record. The coding region runs from base 427 to 2448 and encodes 673 amino acids. The transcript has a single exon.
UUUUGUGUUUAACUGGAAGCCUCUGACGUAACUGGGAUUACGUGACGGAAUAUCUCUCAGUAGUAAAGCUGUCAGUGGAUUGACUGGGCAUAGACUUCUCACGGAGAGCCAACCAAUGUGUAUGUGGGACACCGUAGUACCCGCAUAAGCUACAAACAUAGCUCGAAGAUAAUCCCGAUUUCGAUGGGGUGAAGAAAAUAUGCAAGACUCUAUAAGAACGUUGAAAUUUCCGUUGAAAGUAGCACCCCAGGCAAUGGACCAUUACCUAUAGACGAGACAUGAUGACGAAUUUAACUGGAAUCUCACGCAAAAAGUCAUGUGACAUCAGUGGGGUCAGUAACAAAAAUAUGCAAAUGGUCGAAGUGAUGAUGGCCUUCCUAUGAAUUUGUUCUGUGGAAUGAAGAAAAUCUUGAAGAGGUCUUGAAAAUGAAGAUUCACCUGCUCUGUCAAGAAUAUUACCUACUCCGACAAGAACAAAAAAUGGCCAUUUGUCAGUGUUUAACUGUGUUUGUUGUAACGUGGAUUAUUUAUACUUCAGCAUACGGGAAUCAGGGAAGUCCCACUUCUGUGCGUACGUAUGAAAUAUUCUUCUCGGUAAAGCCAUCUGACAACAGGAAUCUUCACAAAGUAGCACAAGUGGAUUAUAGUGCUGUGCUACUAGGAUGCGAGAGAUGUGGAAACGAUGUAUUGUAUCACGGUUUGUUAUUACCAAGUACAUGGAUUUUCACUGGGUAUAUCCCAACAGUAUGUUAUAUUAACGGAAAAUGGUCAAUGAACACUCACAAUUGCUCAUGCGGCAAGUUUGAUACUGUAUUGAUUGAGAAGUACCCAUUACACGUUACGCAACACAAUAGGGUUAACUUCCAAGUCACCGAAGAUCUGAAAAGUUUAUAUCAUUGCAAAAGUUAUACGAUAAAACUUCGUCAUGAGAAGGCUAAGGUGGACUGUCGAGUAACGUUUGAGUGCUACAGGGACAUUUAUAGCCAUCUGAACGCUUCAGCCUACACGGAUUAUCCGGAAAAGAAUCAGCUGCUCAUAACAUGCGGAGGCUGUCCCGUUAUCGAGGAUUCUAAGUUUGCUGAGCUUAUGAUUCCCCCGAAAUCCCGAGGUCGACCUGUAAACCUCGUCAAACAUCCUCUUGCGAGUUCAACAAAGAUUCAGAAAGAGCAAAACAAACAGUUCAGGAUCGACACCAGCGGCCAAAUCCACACAAAUCUGUUGAACGAAAGCGGGGAUAUGAGCACGCCUUGGCGAACCGCAAAUAGAAAGGAAUUGUUCAGAGGCUGUCACACACUCAACCACAACAACAGCCGGAUUUUAAGGACAGAUUUUGUGAAGGUUCACUUGCUGAACAAAAAAGCUGCUUCUAUGACACAAUAUUCUCCGCAUCUCAAAAACGAGCUAUCCAAACUUAUCUUUGUGGAUUAUAAGAACAUAAUUCACAGAGAAACUCGAAUUCCUUCAGGAUUACAGCACAGGAAAACAGAAAACGAUUUGCCACGUAAUCCUAUAAAAGGAAUCUAUUUUUCUGAAUACUUAGAGGACAUGUGCAAAGUUGCUUUCCUUAAUUAUGAAAGCUCGGGUUGGUGGAGCCGGUGGAAACUACAGGACGUCUAUAAAAUGGAGAAAACUGGCUGCGGGUCGGGGCAGAAUCGUCUUGUCAUAUUUAAAGACGGAACGAAGGCUUGUGCUAGAUAUCGGCCAAAUAUUGACCAAAUACAGGGAGAGAUAUUUUCGUACUAUCUCAGCAGACUCCUUGGGUUAAAUAAUGUACCCCGUCCUAUGGUGACAAAAAUAGAUACAAACGCUCGUCACUGGUCACGUGUUCGAGACUUCGUCGCUUCUGCCCAAUGGUCGACCCAAACACCGUUUGUGCUGACGCGAUGGAUAGAAAAUCUAACGGAAACUCACAUUCCACGAGAACUUCUUGGGUCCAGCGAGAAAUUAUUUCAAGGAAUGUUUUCUGUAAACAAUAAGUCACUUCACGAUAUAUGCCAGAUUUUGCAGUGGACGGAUUUGAUAAUUUUUGAUUUUUUAACAGGGCAUUUGGACAGAGUUAUCAACAUGAUGCACAACAGCAGAUGGAGCCCUCGGAUCUUCUCCAAGCCAGUUCACAACCUUCUCGCCUCAAAAACGUCCGCCAAUUUGGUAUUUCUGGACAACGAAUCUGGCCUUAUUCACGGAUACAGGGGUCUAGAUACUUUCGCAGCAUACCACGAGCGUUUGCUCAAGUCAGUGUGUAUUUUCAGACUCCGCACUGCUGCUGCAAUAGGUAGACUUCACCACAAUGGCAAUAUUGGCCAUGAACUCUAUGCUUUAUUUUCGUCUGAGGAUGUUAACUACAAAUUAAUCCCUGUUUUACCACCUGGUGUUUUACGAACAUUACAGCAUAGAAUAUCACUGGUUAAUAGACACAUUAAGACGUGUGAAUCGACAAGAAUUAUUUAGCAAAACUCAUCCAAUAAUUCCCCACUGAUGGAAUAUCGACAGUGGUGCAUUAAUGUGGCAAAAAACACACACUAAAAUGAAGUACGUGUUAGAUGAAAUACUAUUAAACACCUGCCUUGGAAAAAGUUUCAUUUUUUGUAAUGAAUAAAAUGUGUUUGACUAUAUUGCGACCUGUGGCAUCACACCAGGCUUUAGCUACUUCAUAUUCAAAGACUUCUAGUCUUCUGCAUUCAAAAUGCAUAUACGUACACAGCUAUUAAUGAAUUCACUAAAUGGACCUUCAAGUAAAAUAUAAGGAUGUGGUUGUAAUGAUAGCCUUUGAGUUCCAUCAACAUCAAAAUCUGAUGUUUUGGAAUUUUACUUACCUAGAAAGAUUAAAAAAAGAAUAAAUCCCAAUAUUUUCCUAGACAUUGCUAAAUGUAUUUCAUCUGACCGCUACUUUUUUUUAGUGUAUUCUUUGCCCUUCAUAAUAGCUCUAAGUCGUAAACAAUUUACACGGUUGACUGGAAUCCAAGGCGUUGAAUUGGAAAAAAUCGAAGAACAGUUUCCCCAAAAUUCGGGUUAUGGGUGAUGUGGAGAUUAAGAGCCUCUUAGUGAGUGUUUUUAAAAACUUACUAGUAUACCCAAAGACGUUUACAGUAUUACUUAUCUUGCAAUGAUUCCCAAAUAUACCUCUGUAUGCAACCGUGUUUAUUCCAUGAUAAAAUUUCGUAGAUGGUUGUGUAC